Protopolystoma xenopodis is the source of this 462-nucleotide messenger RNA. The record is from the annotation of a GenBank genome assembly. NCBI's taxonomy places the organism in Eukaryota, Metazoa, Platyhelminthes, Monogenea, Polystomatidea, Polystomatidae.
AUGCCAGCUUUUAAAUGCCAAUUGCCAGUUGCCAAUACUCAAUUGCAAAUUGCCAAUCGCCAAUGCCUAAUGCCCAAUUGCAAAUUGCAAAUUCCCUAUUGCCAAUUCUCAAUUGCCAAUUUCCAAUUUCCAAUUGCCAAAUCCCAAAUGCCAGUUUUUAAUUGCCAAUUGCCAGUUGCCAAUACUCAAUUGCAAAUUGCCAAUCGCCAAUGCCUAAUGCCCAAUUGCAAAUUGCAAAUUGCCAAUUCUCAAUUGCCAAUUUCCAAUUUCCAAUUGCCAUUUCGCAAUUCUCAACUGCCAAUUGCCAAUUCCCAAAUGCCAGUUUUUAAUUGCCAAUUGCCAGUUGCCAAUACUCAAUUGCAAAUUGCCAAUCGCCAAUGCCUAAUGCCCAAUUGCAAAUUGCAAAUUCCCAAUUGCCAAUUCUCAAUUGCCACUUUCCGAUUUCCAAUUGCCAAUUCGUAA